AUGUCUGACACGUUACCAAUAUCUUGUGUUUCGUGCAGGAAGAGGAAGAUCAAAUGUAACAAGAAGAAGCCAUGUGACCAAUGUUUGAAGAGAAAGGUUGAUUGUGAAUUUCCAGCAACAUUUAGAAAUAUAAAAAUUGGAGAAGACGGCACAAAAGAAGGUAGAGUAACCACUUCUGAAAAAGUGAACAUAGAGCUACAUGGUGGAGAACUUCAAUUGGACAAGAACUCGGAACUACUACACCAACAACAAACUCAACUUCAACUUAAUCAAGAACAAAUCAAUCUUCAACAACAACAACUACAGAACCAACAUCUUCAAAACACCAUACUUGAACAACAAUCUCAACAACGCAAUGGAGUACUACCCCCUCGUAUACCACUACAAACUUUGAGCGAAUCGGGAAGCGCCAAGAGUAGCAGUGGUGCAAGUUCAAACUCGUUACUUACGUCUACAUACGCACAAAGCUCCUUAGCCACCGAUCCACCAUCAGUUAGUGAUUCCACAGGAACAGAGAGUGCAGCAAAGAUCAUUUCUCGUGAUGUCAAAUUCGGCAAUAUUUCUGGCCAAUCAGGAGAAUCAGGCUCAGAGUAUUCAGGUGAUCUGACAAGAAUCCACGCUUACCCUAGACAGAUGGUUUCAAGAGAUUUAAAUGAUAUGGCUCUAAUGAAGGAGAAUUUUGACAUGAUGAGAGCAGCCAAUUCGCAGUUGCUAGAUGAGAAUCGAGCAUUGACACAAAGAUUGGAGGAGAUUCUACUGAAGAUCUCAGUUUCAGACACAACACCGGGAUCAACAUCCUCAUCAUCUUCAUCAGUAGCCCCAGGAUCAGCAUCCACAAAUGCCACGGGUGGCCCUCAAGUGAAGAAAACGUCUUCUGCCAGCACCACCACAACAAAUUCCAGCACUAAACGAGAUCGAUCAGCUGAUUCUUCAUCUGAAGAUCUUCCCAAUAAAAAGGAGAAAGUUGGAUUUUUUGGCCAUUCCAAGGCUAGUUUCCCCAAUGAUUCAGCAAGUGCAAAUCAAGGAAUGUAUUCGACAAAUUUACCCGGUGUAGGUACUGUGCCACCAAAGGAAUCAUCGUCAUCAGGUGGAAGUAGCGGUGAUGAAGUUGGCCAACAGGUUAAUUCAGCAGACGUGCAGUCAGGGGCAGGAGAUGCUAAAGCUACUCCACCGACGAGAAAACUUCACAAGUUAAAACGUAACAAAUCUGGAGGUAGUGAAGGUUCGAAUAACUGGGAAUUGGAUAAUGAUGCAUUUCAAACGCACGAGUCUGUUAAAUCGAAUCGUAUGGUGGAAAGAAGUGGGAAAAAGAAGAAACUUCCAAUACUACCUUCGUACUUGUUGAAAUACGAGGAUCCUGAUAUUAGUACCGAUUCAGACACCAACCGCGAUGUCUUCCGCUUGAACUUUGAGGUGAUUAUGAAUUUGGUUUACAAGUUUUUCGAAAGGAGUCCUUAUUACAGAACGUUCAUCUCGGCGUCCCAUGUAUUUGGAUUUUUGAAGACUUAUGAAAACAUCAAUGAUAGAGAUUGGGAUAAUGACGAUGACAUGAUGUUGAUUUACAUGAUUUUGAGUUUAUCAGUGCAGAGACUCAGUUCAAAGGACUUUGUGAAUUUAAAUUUGUUGCCAGCUGGGUCCGUCAACACGUGCACAAAGUAUCGAAAAUACUUGACAAGAAAUGUUUUGCACAAGGGUUUUGAGCGAUUAAAGCAUGGUUUGGUGAAAGAAUCUUUGUUAUCGAUUCAAUCAUAUAUUUUAUGCACUGAAUGGUACUUUUUGGAACAAAAGUAUGAAGAAUGCUGGACCAUGAUGUUCCAUGCUUGUUCAAUCUCCUAUUCCAUUGGUUUGCACAUUAUGGGAAAUUACAGCUUGCAAGAGGUUAAACCAGGUAAGCAAUUCAAGAAUUUGAUUAGUGCCACUGCUGAAGAUUCAGAUGUUAGUGACAAAAAGGAGUCAUCUGGAUCUGAAGAAGACGAUAAGGGUCAAGAUGAGGGAUUGGAUGUCACACGAUACAGAUUAUGGUUUGCGUUGAAAUACUAUGUUUCCCUGAUUUGUUCAAUCUUUGGAAGGCCAAACCCGAUCUCUGUUCAGGUUGGUAUGAAUGGGUCCAAUAGUGGAUUAGGCUCAGACAUUCCAUACGAAAAGGCCCAUAUUUUGUUCAAGGUUGGUGUUUGUGAAUCUUUGAGAUUAUCGAAUUUAAUGUUGAUUGAAAAUUUCAUGAUUGAUUUUACAUUAUCUGAUUUGCUUGAUUUGUCACACAAAUUUGAUCGCGAAAUUGCUAUCUUGAACCGCGCUUAUGCGUCCCUGAUUAGUGGUAACAGUGUGGAUGGAGUGAUGCCAGCACCCUCCAAUGAUUUGGAUUACUUGGUGAUUGAUGAUUUUACUGGAAAGCCAUUGCAACUUACUAGGUUGGAAUUAUUGGCCGAUUUAAUCAUCUUACACAUCAACAAUGCCAAGCUAUAUGAACCAUUUAUAAGCAAAUUUGAGAAUAUGAAAGGCUAUGGUCAAAUCGUAAAGGAUCAGACAGAGUCAGUGUCGAGGUUUUUGGUGUUGUUGAAUACUUUUAUUGAAAGUUUUUUGAAGCAUUGUGUUGAUGAACAUUUUCAUGAGGAACAGAUUAGCGGAGCUGAUUCCAAUGAUGAAUCAUUAAACUAUGGUCCUGUCAAGUUUGGCAAACUUUUUAAAUCAUACUUUCCAUUCUUGAAUUCAUUUAUAUGCCAGGGUGUCAUUGUUGUUUUCACGUUGUUGCAUUAUAAAUCGAAGGACUUUGUUGCCAAUAAUGAUAAGUCUGUGUUGAAUAACAGCUUUCUAAACUUGGUUGAAAGCAAUUUGAAUUCAUUAAUAAACUUUGAACAAAGGAUGUCGACAAAGUAUAUAACAACAUCAAGAAUGUGGUCAUCCAAUAUGGUCUAUUUAAUCAAUCGAGUAUUGAAUUUGAUCAAGCUACUUUAUGAGAAGCAAGAGGAUAGCUCGAUUGCAGAGGAAGUUAGGAAGCAGAAACAGUACACUGGAACGUCGUCAUCAUCACCAGAUAGUAAUUCUAAUUUGCCCAUCACUACUGCCCGAGGCAAUUUGUCAUAUUUGCUCAACACCAAUCCAUUUGGUGAUCCUUCUCAAUUCGAGUACUUGAAUGGGUUCCACUUGAAUGAUCCAUUUUGGUUGACUGUGCCCGAUGGCGGUGCUAUGCAGUAUUAUGUUGAGGAAGAUGCAAGACCAAAUAAGUCAAUUGCCGGGUUUAAGCAGUAUGCACCCAUGAAUGAUCAAGAUUCUGCUAGUAAUAGUGACGACAAGAGACAGAACUCAACAACUUCGAUGGCUACAAGUGGCGAUUCAAUUGGUGCAACUCCCUCCGGCCAAGCACCUGUACCUGGCACCAACAAUAGACCAAUGAUAUCUCGACCACCCUCAGAUUUAUUCGGAUUGAAUUCAAAUUUUAGUAAUUGGAAUGAUGUUGGAAAUAUGCAGGGUAUGAGACAAACGCCAAACAAUGGUGGUAAUAAUUCAGUAGCAGGUACUCCAAACAUUGGAACUGGAUUGACUUUUGGUGGCCGUAGGCCAAUGUCAUCGAGUUUGCCUCCACCUAUACCAACGCCUACAUUGCAACAGCAGCAACAGCAACAACAGCAACAACAGCAACAACAGUUGCCAUCACUUUCCCGAUUGCAACAACAACAACAACAACAACAGCAACAACAGAGUCCAAAAGAACAACAGCCAGCACCACCAUCACAACCUACACCACAACAUCCAACUCCAAACUUUAUGGGCGGUGGAUACAUGUUUCCCCAGCCAUUAGGGUACACCCCACAUCCAUUCCCUAAUGAUCAAACCUAUUACAAUCAAGGAGACAAACCGCAGCCAUAUCAGGAUAAGAAUUAA
Lodderomyces orthopsilosis Co 90-125 is the source of this 3879-nucleotide messenger RNA. RefSeq names its product fungal specific transcription factor domain-containing protein. Gene Ontology annotation, molecular function: zinc ion binding; DNA-binding transcription factor activity, RNA polymerase II-specific. NCBI's taxonomy places the organism in Eukaryota, Fungi, Ascomycota, Pichiomycetes, Serinales, Debaryomycetaceae. Gene Ontology annotation, biological process: regulation of DNA-templated transcription. The transcript has a single exon. Bases 1 to 3879 code for a protein of 1292 amino acids. The record is from RefSeq and is a predicted model, not a curated record.